Messenger RNA from Myotis myotis, 5308 nucleotides. RefSeq names its product exportin 6 (gene XPO6). Bases 640 to 4167 code for a protein of 1175 amino acids. Gene Ontology annotation, molecular function: small GTPase binding; nuclear export signal receptor activity. Gene Ontology annotation, biological process: protein export from nucleus. The transcript has 28 exons. The record is from RefSeq and is a predicted model, not a curated record. NCBI's taxonomy places the organism in Eukaryota, Metazoa, Chordata, Mammalia, Chiroptera, Vespertilionidae.
CCCGGCGGCCGCGCCGUGGGGCCACGCCGGGCGCUCGCCACUUCCGGCGCGUUCGCUGGGGCUGUUGGCUGGGGCGGCCGCGCGCGCGAGCGGAGGACCCGGGGCGGCCGGGUGAGGGAUGCUCUGCGCGGCGGCGGCGGCCACCGUGUGGGCUGAGGCGGCGGGGACAGCGCGGGCCCCCGGGCCUCUCCCCUGAGCCGGCGCCGCGGGCUGCGCCGCCGAGGCCCCUUCAGCCUCCGCUCCUUCAGCCUCGGGGCCGGGCCCGCCGUCGCUCCUGAACGCGGCGCCGGGGAGCCCCUGCCUGGGCCCGGAGCCUCCCGUCGGGGGUCGGGCCCGGGCGGGGGGCCCCGCGCUGCCGCCCUCCGUGCCGGCCUCCGAGCCCCGUUUCCUGCUUCUUCAGUUAACUUGGGGAGGGGCGGGCGGGUGUUGAUGGAUCGUUCGGGGUGUCCCCGAUGAGGCGGGCCGGGGGGCCGCGCUCCGUUUAGAGGGUCCCCGCGGGGCCCGGGUGGGGAAGCGGCUCUCUGUGCCUGGGUGGGGGACUUCCGAGUCUGCCGGGAUCAUGACCUGACUGUGCGGACGGACGGGACGUGUGCGGAGCCCGAGAGCCAGCUCACCUGAGCCGCCCCCUCCCCGGCCAGCAUGGCAUCUGAAGAAACCUCCCUCAGGGCAUUGGAAAGUCUGAUGACAGAGUUUUUUCAUGACUGUACAACCAAUGAGAGAAAACGUGAGAUAGCCUUCUUUUGUUGCUAUUUAACUUUUCCAGAGGAGCUUCUUAAUAACUUUGCCCAGCAAGUAGGAGCCUGGAGAUUCUGCCUGUACUUUCUCUCCAGCACUAGGAAUGACUAUGUAAUGAUGUACAGUUUGACGGUUUUUGAGAAUCUGAUCAAUAAAAUGUGGCUUGGCGUCCCCUCUCAGGAUAAGAUGGAAAUCCGUAGCUGCCUACCCAAGCUCCUUCUGGCUCACCACAAAACCUUCCCUUACUUUGUCCGCAACAAGCUCUGCAAAGUUAUUGUUGAUAUUGGCCGUCAGGAUUGGCCCAUGUUCUAUCAUGACUUUUUUACUAACAUUUUACAGUUGAUUCAGUCCCCUGUGACAACCCCCCUUGGGCUGAUCAUGUUGAAAACAACUUCAGAAGAGCUGGCAUGUCCCCGUGAGGACCUCAGUGUGGCUCGGAAAGAGGAGUUGCGGAAGCUGCUGCUGGACCAGGUGCAGACAGUGCUUGGCCUACUGACAGGUAUCUUGGAGUCUGUCUGGGACAAACACAGCGUUACUGCCGCCACCCCGCCACCAUCCCCAACCUCAGGAGAAAGUGGUGACUUACUGAGUAACCUGUUGCAGAGUCCUAGUUCAGCCAAACUGUUGAAUCAGCCAAUCCCCAUCCUCGAUGUGGAGAGUGAGUAUAUCUGUUCCCUGGCCUUGGAGUGCCUGGCCCAUCUCUUCAGUUGGAUUCCUCUGUCUGCCAGCAUCACCCCAUCCCUCCUUACUACCAUCUUCCACUUUGCGCGCUUUGGCUGUGACAUCCGGGCCAGAAAGAUGGCAUCAGUUAACGGCAGCAGUCAGAACUGUGUGUUGGGUCAGGAACGCGGCCGGCUUGGGGUCCUGGCCAUGUCCUGCAUCAAUGAACUCAUGUCCAAGAACUGUGUGCCUAUGGAAUUUGAGGAGUACUUACUGCGUAUGUUCCAGCAGACUUUCUACCUCCUGCAGAAAAUCACCAAGGAUAACAAUGCCCACACGGUCAAGAGCAGGCUAGAAGAACUUGAUGAGAGAAUUUUGGGCUCCUGGACAGGAACAGAAAGGUCUGAGGUGGUGCAGGAACCGAGACUGCUGCUCAUGCGUAGCCAAGGACAGGAGAGGAGGUCCGUGGAGCUGAGAGGUGCCUGGAAGCAGAAAGGUGGUAAUGGAAUGAAGGGUUGCCUGACCUGUAGCUACAUCGAGAAGUUUACUGAUUUUCUGCGGCUCUUUGUGAGUGUUCACCUAAGAAGAAUUGAGUCCUACUCCCAGUUCCCUGUGGUGGAAUUUUUGACACUUUUGUUUAAGUACACAUUUCAUCAGCCUACUCAUGAAGGUUACUUCUCUUGUUUGGACAUCUGGACGCUGUUUUUGGACUAUCUGACAAGUAAAAUUAAAAGUCGUCUGGGAGACAAGGAAGCAGUGCUCAACAGGUACGAAGACGCCCUGGUCCUCUUGCUCACGGAGGUGUUGAAUCGAAUCCAGUUCAGAUACAACCAGGCCCAGCUGGAGGAGUUGGAUGACGAGACUCUGGAUGAUGAUCAGCAGACAGAGUGGCAGCGGUACUUACGCCAGAGCUUGGAGGUGGUGGCCAAAGUGAUGGAGCUCCUUCCCACACACGCCUUCUCGACACUGUUCCCAGUUCUUCAGGACAAUCUAGACGUUUAUCUGGGGUUACAGCAGUUUGUAGUUACUUCAGGGUCAGGACACAGGCUGAACAUCACGGCGGAGAACGACUGCCGGCGCUUGCACUGCUCCCUGCGAGACCUGAGCUCCCUGCUGCAGGCUGUGGGCCGCUUAGCUGAGUACUUCACUGGAGACAUGUUUGCUGCGCGGUUCAACGAUGCCCUCACAGUCGUGGAGAGGUUGGUCAAAGUCACUCUGUAUGGAUCUCAGAUAAAACUGUACAACAUUGAAACUGCUGUGCCAUCAGUAUUGAAACCUGAUCUCAUUGAUGUGCAUGCCCAGUCCCUGGCCGCCCUGCAGGCAUACUCUCACUGGUUAGCACAGUAUUGCAGUGAAGCGCAUCGGCAGAACACCCAGCAGUUUGUCACACUCAUCUCCACGACCAUGGAUGCAGUCACACCUCUAAUCAGCACCAAGGUCCAAGACAAGCUGCUGCUAUCUGCGUGCCACCUGCUGGUUUCACUGGCCACCACUGUGAGGCCCAUCUUUCUGAUCAGCAUCCCCUCAGUGCAGAAAGUGUUCAACAGAAUCACCGAUGCCUCUGCUCAGCGACUUGUUGAUAAGGCUCAGGUGUUGGUGUGCCGAGCCCUCUCCAACAUCCUGCUGCUUCCAUGCGCAAACCUCUCAGAGAGUGAGCAGCAGUGGCCCAUGCGCUCCGUCAACCAUGCCAACCUCAUCUUCGCACUCUCCCGGGACUAUCGCAACCUGAAACCCAGUGCUGUCGCCUCUCAGAGGAAGAUGCCCCUGGAUGAUACCAAAGUGAUUAUCCACCAGACACUUAGUGUCUUAGAAGACAUCGUGGAGAGUGUCUCCGGGGAAUCCACCAAGUCCCGACAGAUCUGCUACCAGUCACUGCAGGAAUCCGUGCAGGUCUCCCUGGCCCUCUUUCCAGCUUAUAUUCACCAGUCAGAUGUGACUGAUGAGAUGCUGAGCUUUUUCCUCACUUUGUUUCGAGGCCUUAGAGUACAGAUGGGUGUGCCUUUCACUGAACAGAUCAUACAGACUUUCCUCAAUAUGUUUACCAGAGAACAAUUAGCCGAGAGCAUCCUCCACGAAGGCAGCACUGGCUGCCGGGUGGUCGAGAAGUUCCUGAAGAUCCUGCAGGUGGUGGUACAGGAACCUGGCCAGGUGUUCAAGCCCUUCCUUCCUAGCAUCAUCUCCCUGAGCAUGGAGCAGGUGUAUCCCAUCAUCGCUGAGCGCCCCUCCCCUGACGUGAAGGCUGAGCUGUUUGAGCUCCUUUUCCGGAUACUCCAUCACAACUGGAGGUACUUCUUCAAGUCCACGGUCCUGGCCAGUGUCCAGAGGGGGGCUGCCGAGGAGCAGAUGGAGAAUGAGCCUCAGUUCAGUGCCAUCAUGCAGGCUUUUGGACAGUCCUUUCUCCAGCCUGACAUCCACCUAUUUAAACAAAACCUCUUCUACUUGGAGACACUCAACACCAAGCAGAAGCUGUACCACAAGAAGAUCUUCCGGACCACCAUGCUGUUUCAGUUUGUGAACGUGCUGCUGCAGGUCCUGGUCCACAAGUCCCACGACCUUCUGCAGGAGGAGAUCGGCAUCGCCAUUUACAACAUGGCCUCUGUGGACUUUGACGGCUUCUUUGCAGCCUUCCUCCCCGAGUUCCUGACCGGCUGUGAUGGCGUGGAUGCCAACCAGAAAAAUGUGCUGGGGCGGAAUUUCAAGAUGGAUCGGAGCAGCGGUCGCCAGCCUUUCGGACCUCAUGGACCACCAGGUCCGCGGACCCCUGGUGGGUGACUGCUGCUCUGGAGUCCAAAUUCUAAUAUUUAAUGAUCAGUUUCUGCUGAAGCAUUGUCAGUCAACUUCUUGAUUUAAAGCAGUGGGUUCCAAAUUUAGCCACGUAUUGAAGCUCCUGGGUACGUAAAACACAGAAAUGGUUUCCUGUGUCCACCAGGAAAUUCAGGUUGGAAUUUGGAAGCCACUGAUUUAAAAGAGACCUGUUGGUAUGUUUUCCUGAGGAGGACAUAAAGGAAUCCUUCACUCACUCACUCACUCACUGUCUGGUUGAAGCCAGCUCCUUGCAGGGCCUGGGCAGGAGGUGGGCACCGUCUCUGCCUUCAUAAGGCCCUGGUGGAAAGCCUGGCACAGCAGCGCUGUGGGCGCACUGGCUUUCUGAUGCGUGGGCCCUGUUAACCCCAUUCCCAGGUGAACCCAGGCUCAGGAAGGCCAGCCCUCUGUUGGCAGGUACAGAACUUGGGAACGGGAGAGCAGGGGGCGGGCCACGCCUGGCACUCUGGCUCCAGGCCUGCAUGCACUGUCCACGGUAGGUGGGCCAGGGCACUGAGAGCUCAGCGGAGCGGCGCGGACCUGCCACUUGGAGCCAGGAAAUAGGCGUCUGAGGCCCUUUUUGGCAGAGGCAGGCCUUGUGCUGCAGCUUGAAGAGGAGAGGGGAGCUGGAAGUGCCUUGCUGUUCUCUGAGCCCCCGGCCAGUGGAAUUUCAGAUGGAACUGCCCACUCUGUGACAGGGAGCCAUUGGUGUUACUCAUAUUUGCUGUGUGGUCCGGCAUUGGUAUUCACGAUCGAAAGAUGAGGGUGCGAACCUCGGCCACCUCCUGGUGCUGCCUGGUAGGGUAUGGGGUUUCAGCUGCGAGGAGCCUCUCGGUUUGCAGUCUGCGGCCCAAUGGGUGGUGGUCAGCAGAUGAGAUCACGGGUCAGGCGGGCUCCUGCCAGGGUGUCACCUUUAAGUGGCAGGGCCUGCCUGGAGCACUGGGAAGAGGAGUUUGCGGACAUGCUGGACAGGACGCGGUGAAGGAGAGAUACACAGGCAGCCCGACCAGUGCCCCUUUCCCUCCUGCCUUGUCACUGAGGCAGGUUUCCUAGCCUCGUGCCUCAGAGCCUGGCCGUGCACACGAGGGCAGCCUCACCAUGAUCUUUCUCC